GCAGCCAGCCACCCUCCAUUGUCAGCCCUGGGGUGCCAGCCCUGCAUGGGGACACGGGGACAGGCCCAGGCCUGGCUUUAGGGGCUGUCCCCUGGGCCGGCUGGAGGAGGGGGUGACACCUGGGGGCUCAGGUGGGCAGCAGGGCGCUGAGCCCCCGGCAGCGGGGGGAGAUGAGCUCGCAGGAUGAGCAGUUCCCGGCAGCAGCAGCAGCAGCAGCCCCCGAGGCAGCAGACGCCGAUGAGGGCAUGACCUGGUGGUACAGGUGGCUCUGCAGGAUUGCCGGGGUCAUCGGGGGCAUGUCCUGUGCCUUUGCUGGUCUCUGGAACUGUGUCACCAUCAACCCCCUGAACAUCGCAGCCGGCGUGUGGAUGAUGCUCAACGCCUUCGUGCUGUUCCUGUGCGAGGCCCCUUUCUGCUGCCAGUUCAUCGAGUUCGCCAACGCCGUGGCCGCCAGGGCCGACAGGCUGCGGGCCUGGCAGAAAGCAGCUUUCUACUGCGGGAUGGCCGUGUUCCCCGUCAUGCUCAGCCUGACGCUGACCACGCUCCUGGGCAACGCCAUCGCCUUCGCCACUGGCGUGCUCUACGGCCUGUCGGCCCUUGGAAAGAAGGGAGAUGCCAUCUCCUACGCCCGGAUCCACCAGCAGCAGAAGCAGAUGGAUGAAGAGAAGCUCACGGGGAGCCUGGAGGGACAGGCUCUCUGAAGGACACGAGCUCAGGGUAGCAUCUCCUGGACGCUGAGAUGGUGAAGAUGUGGAAAUCCACUCUGCCCUUCCCUCUGUCCUCUCCACUCCCUGCUACACCACAAUUUCCCUGGACACUGCAGCAACUGGAAAUCUCAGGGGCUGGGGCAGGCUGUGUCCUCUCCUCACUCCAGCAGCCAGACCUCAGCACGUUGCUCCUUCUCUCCUCAACCCUCAACCCAAACUGUGCCCCUAUUU
Messenger RNA from Pyrgilauda ruficollis (rufous-necked snowfinch), 938 nucleotides. RefSeq names its product calcium channel flower domain containing 1 (gene CACFD1). The transcript is spliced from 5 exons. The record is from RefSeq and is a predicted model, not a curated record. Gene Ontology annotation, biological process: vesicle-mediated transport. Bases 171 to 701 code for a protein of 176 amino acids. Gene Ontology annotation, cellular component: membrane. NCBI's taxonomy places the organism in Eukaryota, Metazoa, Chordata, Aves, Passeriformes, Passeridae.